GAGAGAACUCUUUUAUUUCUAUUGAAAUCAUCCGUGUCUCAUGUUUACUUUUCUCUAUUGUUCUUACAUCGAAUUCUGUCAAUCAAAAUUUGAAAUCUCGCGCUUAAAUUAAUAAAUUAGCCGUUGUCUUUUGUUACUAUUUGCAUAAAUUAUGAGCCCGCGGCUAUUUUUCUCUCAGCGGUAAAUGCUUGUUAGUUGAUAAAUUUGUCGUUUUUACAUAUCAUAAACAAGCAAGAAGCGAAAUGGCAGGCGAAGACGUUAAAAAUAUAAUAGAAUUGGAUGAUGACUUUUUUGUGACGGAAGAAAUGUUGUCAGAUUUUACUGUUUACGAAAGUUGUGAGGUGGAAGUAUCGUUUGUGGAAGAUCUGUUGGAAGAAGAAAAUGAAGUAGAUGCUGGAUAUUUGGGUAUUCCUCAAAUAGUAUUCGUUGAUGAAGAAGAUGUGGACAUGGUGGUUGAUAACAACAGUACCAAAAAUGUGAAGUUUGUGUGCAGCAAGUGCAAAAAACAGUAUUUUAAAGAAGCUUACUACAAGAAACAUACUCUGAUAUGUAAAAAGCCAACAGAUCCAGAAACAACAACAGUGGCAAGAAAAACUCUUGAUGACUCAAAAAAUAAAUCAACUACAACAAUUUCCACAAAACAAGUUAAAUCAAAAUCGAAUCAAUCUUUAUCCAUCACCGAUCAUGAGCUGCAGCAAGAAAAAAUGAAUUUUGUUCGUGAUGCUAUGGUUAAAAUUUCAAAAGACCCAAUCAAUAACAUUGUUGUGAAAGGAUUCAAAACACCUGGAAAUCGUGUCAAAGAAUUAGCCAACUCAAUUUUGAAUGCUGGGAGUGAUGUUUUGGACAUUAUUUCUGAAAAUGUAGUGUGUCGCAUAUUUAAAGAAUUGCAAAAAUCUAACCUACUGACUGGUUCAGGAAAAGAAUCUCUUUGGAGAAAAGUGCAUGAACUUGCACAAGACGAUAAAUUCAGACAACAUUGGAAACAUGUAUUACCUAAAGGAUACUGCAUUGACAGUCAAGAAUUCUCUAUGUUGUUGCAGAAAUUUGUUAUGGAGUUAAUAAAAAUACUAGUAGCUCAUGAAAACAAAAAUCGACAUGUCGAAAAAAGUCUUGACUUGAAACUCACAACUGAGGAACAAACUGUUCUGUAUUAUGUUUCAGGAUACAUAAUUUUCUCGCUACGUAAAAAAUACCAAAGAUUAGCAGAUUCGAAAAACAAAGUUGUUGCUGUGGCUGCAUUGCAGUUUCUGAACUCAUUGAAAGUUUCAGGUGAUGAUAAACUGCAGGUAUAUAGUUUUCUGGAUUAUACAAGAUCUUGGGUGGACCAAGUCAGCAGAGGAUACCUGAUAAAAGUCAAUGAUGACAUGUUUAUUUUUUGCAGAAGAAUUGAAAACGUUAUUAGAAAAGUUUUAAAUUUGAACAUGUUGAAAAAAUAUAAAGGAGAAGAUAUACGGGAACUUUUCGAAAAUGAACUUAUGAAGGACUCUUUAAUUGAUCAAGCCUGGGUCAUACUUUCACGGUAUCUUGGAAAUGAGAAGUUAUCGAAAAUUCUCAAAGCUCAGAUCAUUAAAAAAUGGUGUGACAUCAGAGCAAAAGCAUAUGUCACUGCAUAUAUACAAGUAGUUCGACGCAAACUUGCUUCUCUAGCAUCGGAGAAAAAAGAGAAGUUGACUGUAGUCUUAUCUAAAAAAGGUGAACCAGCAAUGAGAAAAAAACUUAACUAAUUGUCAUAACAUUUUUACCUAUAACUUGUUUUAAUUUCUAUAUAUCUUUUCCAUGUAUAUAACUGUGUUUCUUAGUAAAAUAAUCAUACCCUUA
This is a messenger RNA of Hydractinia symbiolongicarpus, 1818 nucleotides long. RefSeq lists its product as uncharacterized. The transcript is spliced from 3 exons. The record is from RefSeq and is a predicted model, not a curated record. Lineage: Eukaryota; Metazoa; Cnidaria; Hydrozoa; Anthoathecata; Hydractiniidae. Bases 243 to 1724 code for a protein of 493 amino acids.